Messenger RNA from Botrytis fragariae, 748 nucleotides. RefSeq names its product putative nucleosome binding protein. Bases 73 to 378 code for a protein of 101 amino acids. The record is from RefSeq and is a predicted model, not a curated record. NCBI's taxonomy places the organism in Eukaryota, Fungi, Ascomycota, Leotiomycetes, Helotiales, Sclerotiniaceae. The transcript has 5 exons.
GAUCAACCACUUCAGUUAAUAACGGUCGUCACUUUAUAAAUCCAUUUAGAUACCCAUUUCACAUAAUUCAAUAUGCCAAAGGAAAAGGCUCCCAAGCGUGCUGCCAAGAAGACCGAGAAGAAGAAGAAGGAUCCUAACGCACCAAAGCGUGGACUUUCUGCAUACAUGUUCUUUGCCAACGAACAACGUGACAACGUUCGUGAGGAGAACCCCGGAAUCUCUUUCGGUCAAGUCGGAAAGGUUCUCGGUGAACGCUGGAAGGCUUUGAACGAUAAGCAAAGAGGUCCUUAUGAGGAGUCUGCUGCCAAAGAUAAGAAACGUUACGAAGAGGAGAAGGCCAAUUAUAACGCCGAUGCUGAGGAGGAAGAGUCUUCUUAGAGAUUUCUUUAAUCACUCAAACUUUCAAUCACUUCAUCUCGACAAAUGAUAGUCUUGAUAGCUACCUAUCCGACCAUCAAUAUCAAAGAUGACAUAAUCAUACAAGUUGGGAGGUUCUCCGGGGUUAUCUUUUCUGCUUUUCAUUUGGGCUGGGGUGUUAUGUUUUGACAGGGGAAUGGGAUGAUCAACUUGUGCACAUGUUGCCGUUUUCCUUUUCAUAUCGGAUGAUGAUCUUGCGGUAUCGUUUUUUGCUAUCGAUGGAUUUUUUUUAUGGUCUGGUCUGGUCUGGUCUGGUCUAGGUCAAAGUCUAGGUCUGUCUAGAUAGGUCUGGGACAAGAGAUAAGAUCAUGGUAAAUUUCUACAACCAAUU